Messenger RNA from Lytechinus variegatus (green sea urchin), 19280 nucleotides. RefSeq lists its product as uncharacterized. Gene Ontology annotation, biological process: intracellular signal transduction. NCBI's taxonomy places the organism in Eukaryota, Metazoa, Echinodermata, Echinoidea, Temnopleuroida, Toxopneustidae. The record is from RefSeq and is a predicted model, not a curated record. Gene Ontology annotation, molecular function: protein binding. Bases 754 to 15066 code for a protein of 4770 amino acids. The transcript has 74 exons.
UCAUCUCCUUAAUAAUUCCAUUGAUCGUGACAUUUCAUGAUCGUUGAGUUUUCUGAGCUGAGUUGUCGAAUUGUGUCUCGGCGAAAUAGUUUACACACGUACACUGACGGUACCGCGGUACACGUACGCGUGCCAUCGCAUCGCGAUACCGGAUGAUAUUUAUAAGGUGCCCCAUCCUUUUGCAAAACUCAUCUGUGCAUGUGCUGUGUUUAUUUGCAUCUUUUUGAAGUAUUAUACACUCUUUCUGAAUGAAAACAGACUAACGUUAGAGAACAUGGAUUAAAUAAAAUGGAAAAGGCCAACAUCAAAACUGCAACUACAAAUAAUGGAAUCAGAAUGACAUUGCACAGUGACUGACUUUCAAAGUUUUAGAUUGGCGCUAGUUCAGUUUAACAUCCCGUAAAAAAAAAUUACCAUUGAUGAUGGAAAUCAGUGGUGUCAACGUUUAUUGCCUAACAAACAGCUAUCGUGUGGUUGCAUUCAUACUAGAUCUAAUGCGUGGUUAGUUGUGAUUGUUGUGCAGGAAGCCAGGCAAUAAUAGAAUGACGAAAUUGUUAAUGAUGGAGACUCCAGGACCAGUGAGGGUGCAUUGCAAUGUUGGAAAAUUGCUGUCUAAAAUGAAAAUUUAGACGGAAUAAGCCUAGAAAUAAAACUGCUAAAUCACUGAAUGGAUUUCAUGCAACCUGCAUGAUGUUGGAUCAAGAGGAACAAUUAAUAACUUUAUAAAGACUUAGUAUUUGACACUUUUUUAAGAUGAAUCCACAGAAAGGCCCGGGCCAGGGAUCUGAUGCAAAGGCCCGGGCCUCGAAAGCCAAAGUCAUAACAUUCUACAAAAAUGACAACAACUUCAGCGGGUUACGGUUGGCUGUGACGAAGCGGCGUUACCCCAGCUUUGACGCUCUCCUGCAGGAGUUGACAUCGAAGGUGUCGUUGCCGUUUGCGGCGAGGAACGUCUUCACCCCCGGCGGAGUCCACGAUGUCACGGACAUCACAGACCUGGAGGAUGGGCGCUCCUACGUUGUCUCGGACAAGAAGAAGAAGAAGCCUUUGAACAUUGACAAGGUGCAGAAGCCACGGGUUUGGAGGAACACAAAACAACUCAGCAAACAUGAUUCCAAGCUCGCAGCGGCGGCUGCUGCACUGCCCUUGAACUAUCAGAAUGGUUUUGCAAAGACUAGCGGAUCGUCAUCGGUGUCGCCCCCUCACAUGAAUGGCUCUCCAAAUGGAGCAGCUGGAGGAGAUACCCUUGGGAGCAUUCAACAGAGGGUACCUAAUACACCAAAAAAGAUCAUCGUUAUGAUGAAUGGAGACCCCCAGACCAAGCAUAUGAUGCUCCUUAACAGACGCACUGCGCAGAGUUUUGAGGACGUUCUUGCAGACAUCAGCGAAACGUUCAAAGUACCGAUCAAGAGGCUUUGUACAGCUGAUGGCAAAAAGGUGCCAAGCCUUUCAGCAGUAUUUCAAGGUCCUGAUUUAUUUGUGGCUCUCCAGGCUACGGGAUCCUUCAAACCUGCUGCCUACUCCGACAGCUCUCCGUUCAAAACAGUGCCCUCAACAAGACAAAAUCUGAGAAGAAAAUCAGAAGAUAUCGGAGGACAACCGCCCCAGAAGAUUGUGAAGAAAAGCCGUGGUAAAUGGCGUGCCUGGGUAGUGACAGAUGAGAACCCUGCGGCCGGCACCGAUGCGACAGUAUCCGUCACGGUGUACGGUGAGAAGGGCAAGUCUGAGGACAUCGUUCUGGGAUCAGGAGAAGGCAGGUUUGAAGCUGGCAAUGAAGAUGAGUUUAAUAUUCAAGUUGGCAACAUCGGUGAGAUCUACAAGAUUAGGAUUGGUCACGAUAAUCAGACGGAGUUUGCUGGAUGGCUUUGCGAAGAGGUUCGUAUGCAAGAUACCCAUACGGGGGAGGAGAUUGUGUUUCCAUGCCAACGAUGGAUGUCACGUGAUGAGGAUGAUGGCGAGAUUUGCCGAGAGCUUCCUGUCAUGAGGGACGGAGAACCUGUCUACCCAGUGGUUCUUUAUCAGGUAUCUGUGACGACGGGUAACUAUUGGAAUGCAUCAACGGAGGCGGAUGUUUACAUCACGCUCUAUGGAGAGAGAGGAGACACGGGACCGAGGUUACUGCUUCGAUCAAAACGGAAGCAGAAGUUUGAAAAGGGAAAGACUGAUGUCUUUAGUUUGGAAGCCGUUUCCUUGGGAACCGUAAACAAGAUUGUGAUCGGUCACGACACAGCUGAACAAGGCAAAGGAUGGUUUCUUGACAAAGUGGUUGUCAAGGAAACGGACGGAGGUGGACCAGAAGCAGUAUUCCCUUGCUACAGGUGGUUAGAUGCUGGUGAAGAUGAUGGAAAUACUGUACGGGAACUCUUUACAAACAAUAAACCUGUUAGCUUUGAAAAAGAAAUGUGGGACCAGGAGAAGUGGAAGUACGAGACAGGAUGUCAUGUGACCCUUGUGUCAAAGGUCAGCGGACGGGCUCUCCAAGUACUCACAGACAACUCAGUGGAUGCGUGCGGCGAUCCAGAAUCACCCAAUAAAAAUGCAAUAUUCCUUGUUGAGAAAGUGAGAGGCAACGUUCGCAUCUUCCGGACCCUCGCAAAGCCGGAGCUGUACCUCUCCCUGGAUAACAACAAGGCCAGCGGGGUCAAGAAAUCGGGCUUACCAUGCGAGUUCAAACUCAAGGUCCAAGCUGACCGCUCUGUGGCCAUCGAGUCGGUCAAGUCACCCAAUCAGAUGCUGACCUUUGUCCAGAGUGGACGACCCCAUGAUCCCCGAGGUGCCGGCCUAGGUCCUCAGAAGCUGUUCUUUUGCUAUGUCAAAGGAACAUUCAGUGACAACGGGUUAGUAGUCUUCUACACCUCCCGCACGCAGACCCUUAGCGUGGAUGGCGAGGAUGGCCUCAUUGCCACCGGGCAGAAGACAGAAAGUGCCUACUGGCGGGUCAGGAGAGUGCCUGGCCAGAAGACUAGGAUGUUUGAGAGUUUGACCAGGCCUGAUCAGUACCUUAGGAUAAAAGAUGGGAAAUGCAAUGUAACGGGGAUUGGAGAUGAGUCUUGCCAUUUUUUGAUAAACAAGUUCAAGGAGAAGGGGUACAUCACCCUUCAGUCCAACACAUUACGGAACCUUAGCAUUGGAUUCCUACCAGACGGUUCAGUCAGACCAACGAUAGACAGUGGAGAACCCAAUGUGAGGCUAUAUCCAGAAGUCAUUGAAUUUGGAACCAAGAAGAAAUUGACCACGCCCACCCCACCAACCACACCCAAACCUACCAAAAUGGCUAAGAAACCGAUCAAGAAGAGGAAGAGUGAAGGAAAUAUUGAUAUUUCUUCCGUUGCCAAGGCAGCGAAGAAAGAAGAGAAAAAGUCGGCGAAGACCAAGGGUUCCAAGCUGAAGCAGGUGAAGGAGGCUGCCCCUGCAGCAGGAGCAGCAGCAGCUACCAUAGCAGAAAAGGAGAAAACACAAUAUGAGGAUGGAGAAUGGAAGUGCCUUGUAAAGACUGGUAGCCUGUCUACCAAAGCCAGUGUCAUCCUGGUGGUGUAUGGACACAAGAAGGUAUCGGAACCCUUCACUCUCGGUAAAGGUGGGCCCAAGCUGUUCAGCCCAGGCAGUGAAGACAAGUUCAAGGUCAACCUACAAGGUCUUGGUAACAUCUACAAGAUCAGGAUAGGAUUAGAUUCCUACAAGGCCUCUUGGAGAUUAGACACGGUGAGUCUGAUAGAGCCGUCCAGCGGUGACAAACACGUCUGUAAGUUUAAGAAUCGUUGGCUGUCUCUGAAGGAAGAUGAUGGCGAUCUUUGGAGAGAACAUGCCAUAGCUCUACCUGGGAAGAAACCUCUACCUAUGAUGCAGUACUUUGUUAUGGUUGCCACGGGAACGGAGCCCAACUCGGCGACAGAUGCCAACGUCUACAUCAACAUCUUUGGGGAGAAGGGUGACACCGGCAAGAGGCUUCUUCAUAGAUCUAAUAAUGAUGAUACAUUUCUGGAAGGCCAGGUGGACUGUUUUGAGUUGGAGGCCGUAUCGGUCAAGAAACCUACCAAGGUUGUGAUUGGUCAUGAUGGGGAUAGCCCCGGAGAGGGAUGGUAUCUCCAACAGGUCACCAUCAAGGACAAAAAAGACUCCAAGACAGAAUACAUCUUCAAAUGUGAAAGAUGGCUUGAUGCAGGACAGGACGACAAUGAGAUUGAGAGAGAACUGGCACUCACUGAAACAAGGACGAUAAAACCAAAUGAUUGGGAGAUAUUCAUUGUGACAGGCUCUAUGAGUGAGGCCGCUCUGCCUUCACCGGCGACACUGGUGGUCUACGGAGACAAGGAUAAGACGGAGGUUGUCCUGGAACCCCCUCAUGGGGACGGAUUCCAACCAGGCAGUGCUGAGACGUUCAGGGUCAAUUUUGGCGAUAUUGGUAGACUUGUCAAGGUCCGGCUUGGUCACGAGGACAACGAGUCCAGCUGGUACGUGAAGACGAUGAGGAUGGUUGAUCUGAAUACCAACGAGGGGCAAGAUUAUGAGGUUGACCGUUGGAUGUCCAGGAGCAAUGAUGACCGGGAUGUCUGGAGGGAAUUGGCUGCAAUCUGGCCCGGUCAGAGAACUGCACCUGUUGCAAGAUAUUAUGUCCAAGUAUUCACCUCGACCGAACCUGAGGCCUCCACCAGUGCCAGCAUCUAUGUCAACCUGAUUGGAAAGAACCACGACUCUGGCAAACGAUACCUGGUCCGUCCCAAGACCAACAACAAAACGCCCUUCCAGUCCGGUCAGAUGGACGGUUAUGAGGUGGAAGCCGUCUUCCUGGGUAAGGUGUCAAAGGUCAUUGUGGGGCAUGAUGGGAAGGAGGAAGGUCAGGGUUGGUGCUUGGAGAAGAUCGUUGUCAAGGAGUCUAGGACGGCCAAGAAUGAAGCCAUAUUCCCGUGUGAAAAAUGGCUUGAUACUGGGAAGGAUGAUGGUAAAAUAGAAAGAACUCUGGUCCUUGGCAAGCCUUCAGCAGCCCCGAACACAGUCACAUCGGCCUCUGCAUCUGCUACCACGGACAUCAUCACCUUAAAAUGGAAAGCUCCCUCAACGCCAGUCACCUCUUACAUUGUGACCUGUGACCCACCUGACCCCAAGGAGUCAAAGGUCACCCUGAAUGACCCCAAGGCUACAGAGGUCGUGUUCGGUGACCUGACCCCCGGAAAGGAGUACACGUUUGGUAUCGUGGCGGUUAAUAAGAAGAAAGAAGGGGAGAAAGUUACGGUUAAGGCUACAACGAAACCUAACAAAGUGCUGGAUGCAACUAUUGAGAGUGCGCUGACCUCCAUAAAGGUCACGUGGAAAUCACCUGAAGGUCAACUGACCGGUUACCAUGUCAAGGUAUCUCCCUCGGACGCCAAGAAGUCUUCACUCAAGAUCAAAGAUGUUGCCACGACAACGGCCGAAUUCGAAGGCCUGAUGCCUAACAAGGACUACAAGGUUCAGAUUGUCACGGUUGCCGGGGAAACCGAGAGCGAGAAGGUCACUCUCGAAGGAAAGACCACAAUGCCCGAACUGAUUGUCCUUCCCGUCAUUGACCACUCCACCUCCUCUGGAACAGACCACCUAGAGGUUUCCUGGAAGAAACCUGAUGGAGAUAUUACUGGCUACAGGGCUGUACUACAACCAUCGGAAGGUGACAACCCUGAGGUGAAAUUGGACGGGGAUGAUAAGACGAGCGUCAGGUUCACUGGAUUAGCACCAGGCAGGGAAUACCAUGUAGAGGUCUUCACUCUUCAUGAGGAUAAAGAGAGCGAGAAGGUCACCGUCGUUGGAAGAACAGAAAGUGGCAAGGUCCACAAGGUUCGCAAAGCGUCCGUGUCCACCACUUCAUCGUCGGCGACCGUUUCGUGGAAGAAACCAGAAGGGGAUGUCGGUGGCUAUCGCGUCACAUGCGUACCCAAAGAAACUGAGAAAGAUGGAAAGAAAGAAGAGGUUAAGAUUGAUGAUGCUGGUGUGACCGAAACCACGUUUAUCGGGCUAAGUCCAAACACAGAAUAUGUUUGCAAGAUUUAUACAAUAUCCGCGCAAGGGACGGAAAGCAGUAGCGUGAAAGUGGAAGGGAAGACAGAUGAUGAACAAGAGGAGGGGGAAGUCCCCAUCGUCAGUGACAUCACAGCUACGCCCACCACCAACUCAAUCACUGUCUCAUGGAAGGCUCCUGAGGGAGACAUCACAGGAUACAAAGUUUCUUGUGCCCUGAAGAGUAAACCUGAAGAUGUUGUUUCUGAGGUUUCCACUGAUGAUAGUUCUACAACCACUGCAGUGCUUGAGGGUCUGGAUGAAGGCAAGGUGUAUGUUAUCAAUAUAGUUUCAUUGAAGGACGAGGAGAUCAGUAAACCUGCUACAAUCACUGCUGAAACAAAAAAGCUGAAGAUCCACAAAGUUCAACAUGCAGAGAUUUCCCAGACCGGUACCACUUCUCUCUCUAUCUCUUGGGAGAAACCCAAGGGGGAUGUGACUGGAUAUUUGGUUACCUGUCAAACCACAGCUGCAGCUGCUGCUGCUACCCCAAGAGAUAAGAACUCCAAGGACAAAAAGAAGAAGGAGAAGAAGAAGAAAGACGAGGAGGAAAAGAAAGAGGAUGGGGAAGAAGAGAAGGUGAAGGAGGAGGAGGAGGCAACGGAGGAAGAAGAGAAGGAGAGAGAGAUACAGAUUGAAAAUCCCGAGGAGACGCGAGCAUUGUUUGAAGAUCUGAAGUCUGAUGAAGAGUAUGUCAUCAAGAUCUAUACACUAGUAGGGGAGAAGAAGAGCGACCGUGUGAAGAUCAUUGCAAAGACUGAACCUGAAGUGGAUUACUCUGAAGAUAUCGCCCAACUCCUGGAGGCCAGUGAGCUCCUGGAUGCCUCCCCUAGACCGGAAGAUGCUCCUCCGCCUGAAGAGGGUGUGGUUCCGCCAGUCAGGGACCUCAAGGCCACACCCUCCUUGGACUACAUCACGGUAACAUGGAAGAAGCCUAGUGAGGAUGGCGUUACUGGGUAUCACCUGACUUGUGCGUUGAAGAGUGAUCCAGAAAAGGUCAUCAAGGAGAUAACACUUGAUAAGCCCGAGACUGAGAAUGCCUCUAUUGAUGAUCUGGAAGAAAGUACAGUCUACGUCAUCAGUGUCGUCACAGUAACGGAUGAUGCCAAGAGUGAGCCUGUCUCAGUAGAAACAGAAACAAAAACCUUGAAGAUUCAUCGGGUUCAAAAUGCUGUGAUAUCAGAGACUGGCACCACAUCUCUGACUCUCGCUUGGGAGAAACCAAAAGGACCUGUUACUGGAUAUUUGGUCACCUGUCAAACUUCAGCUGCUGCAGCAACUCCUCGAGAUAAAAAGGCUUCCAAGGACAAGAAGAAGAAGGAUGGGGAUGAUGGGAAGGAGGAAAAGGAAGAUAAAAAGGAGGAGAUCUUGGGACAAGAGCAAGAAAGGAAGAUAGAGGAUCCCGAAGAGUUGAAAGCAGUUUUUGAAGGUUUGAAAGCUGAUGAGGAUUACGUGGUCAAGAUAUAUACCUUGGUUGGAGAGAAGAAGAGCGAUAGGGUGAAGGUCACAGGAAAGACGGACAAGAUGCCUAUAGAAAAUACUGACUCCAUCACCGCAGCAACAGACAAGACGCCUGUAGGAAAUACUGACCCCAUCACCAUAGCAACGGAAUGGGUUGAAUCAACAUCACUUAAAGCUACAUGGACGAAGCCAGCGAGGGCAGCAGUCACUGGCUACAAGGUGACAUGUCAACUGAAAGAUGGCGGUGACCCAACAUCACUGAAAGAGGUCAAGAUCGAUGACCCUGAUGUGACCUCUCUGACCUUUGAUGACCUCCAAGAGAAGGUCAUAUAUCUGGUGGAAGCUGCUGUCUUGGAUGGGGAGGAGGAAAUUGACAAAGCCUCAACUGAGGCUGCACCAAAAAAAGCCACAAAAUUGCCACCUGUUUCGAACGCCAAACUCGAGGCAGGCCCGGGGACUCUCAACGUGACCUGGAAGCCACCUGAUGGAGAGGUCAAAGGUUAUCUUGUUACCUGCUCACCGGAGAAGGAAGAUAAGAAGAAGAAGAAAGGAAAGGGGGAUGAAAAGAAGGACUCUGGAAAGGAGGACAAGAAGAAGGACAAGAAGGAGAGAUUGGAGGAGGAUAAGAAAAAUGAUGAGGCUGAAGAUGGGAAGACAGUAGAGGUGAAGAAGGAGGAUGAGGAAGAGAGUAACAAGGAGAAGGAAAAUGAUGGAGAGAAGGAAGAAAAGGAAGGAAAAGCAGGUGUAGAGGAAGAAAACGAAAAAGAUAAAACAACUCUUGAUGAGGAUGGUGGUAAGGAAGAAGAAAAGAAGAAAAAGAAGAAAGACAAAACAACUCUUGGUGAUAAAGAAGAUGGAAAGGAAAGAAAGAAGAAGGAAAAGACUUCUGUUGAUGGAAAUAAAAAGAAGGAGAAAACAUCAGUCCAUGGUGGAGGAAAAAAGAACACCGAAGAGGAGAAGAAAGAAAUUAGACUUGAUGAUCCAGCUGUUACGGAGGCUGUGUUCAACGGUUUGGACCCUGAAACUGUGUAUGUGAUUAAAAUCUACAGCCUGGAUGGAGAGACUAAGAGUGAUUCAGUCAAGCUGACUGGUAAACCUGCACCUGUGGCCUCCACUGAAGUAGCCAAGUUAUUGCCAGUCAAACAUGCUGUGAUCGAGACAGCAACAUCGACAUCCAUCUUGUUGUCAUGGAAACAACCAGAAUGUGACUUGACUGGAUACCUGGUGACCUGUACAUUGGAUGACAAGAAGGAUGGAGAGAAGAGUAAAGAGAAGAAGGACAAGAAGGAGAAAUCAAAGGAUAAGGAUAAAAAGAAGAGGAGUGAAAGUGAAGCGAAAGAAGACGAAUCUGAAAAGGAGGGAGAUGAUAAAGAAGAGAUAAGUGGAAAGAAGGACAAGAAGAAGAAAAAGAAAGAAAAGACGACUGUUGGCGAGGAGGGUGAAGAAAAGGAGGAUAAACAGAAGGAAGCUACCCUAAUUGAGGUUAAAGAAGAAGACAGUACAAAGGAUGGAAAGAAAGAAGGACCGGCAGAAGAUGAAGCGAAAGAGGAGGAUAAGGAGAAUGAUAUUGAUGAAGGGAAGAAAGAAAAGAAAAAGAAGAAAAAGGAGAAGACUACUUUUGAUGACGAUGGUGAUCAAGAUGAGGAGAAGAAAAAGGAAAAGACUGGAGAUGAUGAAGAAGAAGGAGAAAAGAGUGAAGAAAGGAAGAAGAAGGAAAAGACAACUGUUGGUGAAGAUAAGAAGAAGGACAAGAAGAAAAAAGAAAAGACAUCCAUAAAAGAUGACGAAGAUGACGAUAAACAGGAAAAGAAGAAGAAAAAGGAAAAGACAUCUGUAAAAGAUAAUGAAGAUGACGAAAAGAAGGAAAAGAAGAAGAAAAAGGAAAAGACUUCUCUCGCCAAAGACAAGAAGAAUAAAGAUGAAGAUAAAGAUGAGAAGAGCUCCAAGAAGGAUAAGAAGAACAAACCAAAAGAUGAAAAAGAAAUAGAAGAUAUCCAGAUUGAUGACCCGAAGGUCACGGAAACUACGUUCAACAACUUGCAGCCAAACAAGACCUACAUUCUUAAAAUCUUUACUGUCAAUGGAGACAAGAAAAGUGAAAGAGUUAAAAUUACUGGAAAAACAGCCAAAGAGGAGAAGAAAGCUCCCACAAAGCAAAUGGAUGAGGAUGAAGCAGCGAGAACGAUCCAGAAGAACUUUAAAAAGUUUAAAUCAAAGAAGACGAAGAAAUCACCAGAAUCGGAGAGCAAUCAGGUCAAAGAUCCCAAGGCGGAAUCGACCCUUGACACCAUCAACCUGACCUGGGUCAAACCUGAUGGAGAGGUCACAGGUUACAGGGUCGCUUGCCAGCCCACGGGAGGGGAAAGUUCGGAGGUCAAGCUAGACGGAGGGGAGGAGACAUCCCACGAGUUGACCGGCCUAGUGGCAGGGAGGGAGCACGAGAUGGAGAUAUACACCGUGAACGGGGAGAAGGAGUCAGAGAAAGUCACCAUCAAGAAGUUCACAGUGCCUCAUCCUGCGGUGGAGCCAAAGAUUGAAGAAACUAGCUCUAACAAACUCAGAGUUUGCUGGUCCCCACCCUCAGAAGGUGAACAGACUGGUUACAGGGUGGAGUGGAAGCCUCAGAAGGGGAGCAGCGAAGAGAAGAAGGAUGAAGAGAAAGAAGAAGAAGAGAUCGAUAUAGAUUUGGAUGAUCCUGAAACUGAAAAGGCUGCUCUGAAAAUACAGAAGCAGUUUAAGAAGUUUAAGUUGAAAAAGGGACCAGCGAAAACAGCAGAUCCCAAGAACAAAAAGGACGAGGAAAAGAAGGAGGAUGAGAAAAAGAAGGAAGAUGAAGGAUGGAAGGAGGUUGGAGCUGAUGUGACAAGCCUUGAAGUGACUGGUCUAAAGACUAGCCAUCCCUAUGACAUCACCGUAUUUGCCUUAGCCGGACCAGAACGCAGCGAGCCUGCUAAAGUAGAAGCAACAACAACACCUAGCCAAGUUACAGGUCCAGAGAUCGUGCCUACCCAUGAUGCCAUCUCGCUGACAUGGCAGCACCCUGAUGGGCCCAGGACGGGCUACAGGGUCACACUGAUCAAGGUGGUCGAUGAUGUCGAAGAUGAUGCCAAAGAUGAUGUCGAUAAUGAGGAGGGCGAUGACCAUGCCGAUCCUCCUGCUGAUAAGGAGGGUGAUGACCCAACCCCUGCUGAGAAGGACAAUGAUAAUCAUUCUAAGGUGGUCGAUGAUGUCAGUGAUGAGAAGGAGGUCGAUGGCUAUUCUCAUCCGCCACCGCCCUCUGCCUCCAAAGAAGUGGACAACCCUCCAGCUGUGAAAGACACUGAUGAACCAUCUCCCAAAGAGGAGGAUCCUAUCACUACUCCAGCUGAGGAGAUCAACGAUGUCAACGAUGAUAAGGUGAACAGUGACAAUGAGAAGGACAUUGAUGAUGAUGCUCAUCCUCCUGAUGAAGAGGCUGUGACUGAGCCAAAAGUCAGAGAGUUGGAGACAGAGGUGACUGGUGUUACUUUCUCUGGGUUGGAGUCAGGGGUGGAGUACAUUGCCACUAUCGUGACCCUGGAUGGAGAGAGGGAGAGUGAAGGGGUUACCAUUCAAGGAAAAACAACAGUCUUGGAUUACCCCAAACCUCCAGAGAAUCUAAGCACCGAUUGCUCCAUCAAAUCAAUCACCGUUUCAUGGACCAAGCCAGAAGGCGUGGUCACAGGAUACAAAAUCACAUGCAAACCACAUGGGCAAUCACCUGACCAUGCUGAUGAAGCAUCAGGUGAUGAAGAACAGUCAGGUGAUCUCAAGGCUGACAGUGAGACCGGGGAGCAGGAGGAGGCAGAGAAAGGGGAAGCAAAAGAGAAGGGAGAAGAUGGCGAUCAUGCAGGGGAGUUGGGAGAGAAGUCAGGUGAUGAGGCGCAGAAGUCAGAUGACCAAGAGAAGUCAGGUGACCCAGUGAAGAAGUCAGGUGAUGCCCAGGCCGACAACAAAGCCAUUGAAGAAGCUCAAGAAGGGGAUACUAAGGAGAAGUCAGACGAUAGGGAGAAGGAGAAAACGGACGAUCAGAGAAAAGAAAAAGACGUUGAUGCCAAACCUGCCAAAGAUAGUCAAGAAGACGAGGAUGCCACCAAUGAGAAAGAAAAGACGGAUAUUCCUGAGAAAGACUCAAAAGAAGAGGAAAACCGGGAUGGCAAGGAACCAGCUAAUGGGUCUCAUGAUCAAAGAACAGAAUCAGGUGAUGUUGAUGACAAAGUUGGAACAGCAAGUGGGAAAGACAAUGUGGAAGCCAACCAAGAUUCUUUUGCUGAUUCCAAUGACAGUGGUCAGUUGGGAGAUGGGUCAGGUGACAGAUCAUCACAUGAAGGAUCACAUGACCAGGUCAGUGGUGAUGAAGGUUACAGGUCGGGAUCGGACGAGGAAGAGGUCAGGAUAGUGGAUGCCGACAAGACAAGCUUGACCAUCUCUGGUCUCAGGGCAAUGACCACUUACACCAUCAGCGUCAUCACACUCAAUGGUCAGCUGGAGAGCAAGCCGGCCACGUCCGAGGCACAGACAUUGGAACCGGAGAGGCCACACCCCGUGGUGGAAGGCAAGCUUGACUGCGAAGCAACGACCAUCGUUGUCACCUGGAAGAAACCUAGGGAAGGAGAGAUGACCGGAUACAGGGUGACGUGUCUUACAAAGGAAGAGAUUGAACAGGAGAAGGAGAGUCGAGAGAAGGAAGAAACUGACCAAUCAGAAGAAGAGAUACAAAACAAGGUUGACCUUGGGGUCACCAAGGAGGUCCGAGCGGAUGUCUUCACUGCAAAGUUCUUUGACCUUGAUCCAGAGACGGAACACACAGUCAGGAUCUGGACAUUACUUGAUGGUUUAACGAGUGAUGUGGUUGAACUAAUAGACAAGACUAAGCCUGACAUUAAAGAAACCGAGGGUGAGUGGACAGUAACCAUCGUUACAGAUGAGGACUCUAAGCCUUCCCACAAUGCCUUGGUUGAACUGAUGGUUUAUGGGAAGGAUGGAAAGUCUGAUCCUCUCAUACUCAACAAAGAGAGGAAGGAAGAUGGAUGCUUUGAGCCUGGCAAGACCAAAAGCUUUGAUAUCCAAGUUGGAUAUAUUGGAAAUAUCACUAAGAUUCGUAUUGGAUACCAUGAUGAUGCAUCAUGGGAAGGUUGGCAUCUGAAAGAGGUUCACAUGGAGGACAAACACACCAAAGAGAAACUGGACUUUGCGUUUGACCGUUGGAUGGCAAGGGGUCAAGAUGACCAAGACAUCUUCAGGGAGCUACCAGCCAAAAGAGAAAACCAAGAAUCUCUACCAGUUGAGGUAUACUACGUCUCUGUCCACACCGGUGACCGAUGGGCCGCGUACACAGAUGCCCCCCUUUGGGUCAUUAUACACGGAGAGAAUGGAGAUACCGGAAAAAGAAUACUUUACAACUCCCUAAAAGCAGAGGAAAAGUUCCUUCAGAAUCAGAUGGAUACUUUCAAAGUAGAAGCAGUAUCACUAGGUGAGAUCACUAUGAUGGAGAUCGGCCAUGAUGUCAAGGGCUAUGGUGCUGGGAUAUACCUUGAUCAUGUGACCGUGAAGGAAGGAGAAGACGCAGAGAAUGAAUAUCUCUUCCCUGUUAAUAACUGGCUGGAUGAUCACAUUGGCGACAAAAAGCUACAUAGACAACUCAAACCUAUAGGCAAACAAUCAACCAAAGAAAGCGAUAAGACACAGGAGAAUUCCAAGCCUGAAUCACAGGGUAACUGGACUGUUUUCAUGAAGGUCAGUGAUGACUCUCCGGCCUCGUUCAAAGCCAAUCUGUACCUGACUGUCUUUGAUGGCAUCAUCGCGUCAAGACCACACCAGAUCGCGCUGGAUGAGGAAUUCGCUCCAGGAAAAGAAAUUGAAAGCUCGAUGAAGACUGAGCAAAUCAAGAACAUAUCCAAGAUAAGACUUGAGCAUGAUAAUUCAGGAAGAGGACAGCUCAUUUCCGUUAAUACAAUCCGGUUGGUUGACAAAGACACUGGGGAAGAGCUAACUUACAGAUUGGACUGUAAGCUAGGAGAAGAUGAGAAGACUGGUGCAUCAUCACUGACUAAGGAGGUUCCUACAUUGAAAGAUGGUCAACAACCAUUACCAGUUGUUGAAUAUGAGGUGAAGACAAAGACCAAAGAUGAGGCUGGAUCCUGGAGCAAUGCCAACGUCUACAUCAAGCUGGUCGGGGAUGCAGGGGAUACCGGUGUGAGGCACCUCUGGAAGCUCGACUUAGAGAAUGCCUUCCAACAAGGACAGGAGGAUACCUUCAUCAUAGAAGCGGUAGACGUCGGCAUCCUCCAGAGGGUUCUCCUCUCUUUGGAGUCUGAAGAACAAGACGACGCCUGGCUUCCAGAAUCCAUCACGGUCUCUGCAACCAACUCGCCCCAGAAGUACGAGCUUCCAUGCAACUCUUGGAUAGGGAUGACUGCAGAUGCCAGUCAGGAGCAAGAGCUUGUGGUAGAUGCUGAUCAGACCCCUGCUGUAAAUAAUGAAGGAGAAUCGGGAUCCAAAGGUUCAUGGACACUCUGGCUCACCCCCGGACCUGACGAUGGAAUGGGCUGCAAUUCACUUCUCUCAAUGAUGGCCUAUGGAAGUCAAGGAUCCAGCAGGACUGUUCCACUCGAGAAUGGGGAAGAUGUUGGGUCAAGUAAAGAAGAGGAAGGAGGGGAGAAGCUGAUGUACCCACCAGGAGUAACCAAGAAAUUUGAUAUUAAUCUGGGUGAAAUUGGAAGCAUCUACAAGAUACGACUCUCUUUGGAUGAGAAGGACGCAACUCAACCUCAGAUGUACCUCAAGAAGAUAAAAAUGAAAGAUAAGGACUCAAACCAGGAAUUCCAUUUCUUUGUCGACCGAUGGCUUAAACAGACGCCCAACGUUGAGAAGGAGAAGAAGGAAGAAGAGAACGAGAAGAAGGAAGGAGAGGAAGACAAGAAGAUGGAAUCUUUGAUCCUUGAACUACCAGCUAUCAGACCCGACAUAGCACCAGACCCAGUUGUUAAAUACCAAAUUGAUGUACGGACCGGAGAGGAGGAGAACAGUGAAACAUCUAGCCAAGCUUAUGUGAAACUCAUUGGUAGCCAUGGCGACACAGGAAAACGACUGCUCAUCUGGGAGGAGGAGGAUAAGAAGACCUUUGAGAAAGGAGCUCGAGCUACAUUCAACAUAGAAGCUGUUUCUAUUGGAGAAAUAUCCCAGUGCAUUGUGGGUCAUGAUGGCGAGGAAUCAGAAUCAGGAUGGUAUGUGGAGAAUGUGACAGUAACAGAGAAGAAUUCUGAUACAGACGAUCAACCGGAUGAUAAAGCCUGGUCAUUUACUUGCCAAAGGUGGUUAGCAGUUGAUAAGGAGGAUAAUCAGACGGAAGUUACCCUUGAUGUAGACCCGCCCCCUCUAGCCUCUCCCCCUGGUGAGGACACUCCCCCUGACAGCAAUGCACCUCCCGAUGAGAAGGAGGAGCUUGCGGAGGACACGCCCACACCCGAUGAGGAGGAGAAGCCAAAAGAUGAGGACGAAUCAAAGGAAGAAAAACCAGAGGAGGAGGAAGAGAAGGAUGAUGAUGGUGGUAAAGAGUAGACCAUAUCAUGUUGCCAUGGUAACAGGCAUGCUGUACAUCAAGAUAUUUUGAGGGAAAUUAGAGCAUUUUAAGAAUUUGAAUAGUAGUGGGUACACUAUCAUUGUUGGUGUGAUGUUGGACCUGGGGAGUGUUUCAUAAAAGGACUUGUCAGACGUUUUGUCCGACAAGUCCCAUUUUAUCUGACAGUUACCUCAGGAACUGUGCUUGUCAGCCAAUCAAAAUCAAAAAAAGUUUUCAGAUCUGACAACCUGUCAGACAAAAAUAUUGAUGAAAUGCUCCCCAGGGACCUGUUGCAUAAAAGACACUGUGAUGAUAACUUUGCAUUUAGUUGUAAUUACCAUGGUAACAAUGAUAAGUAGCCAAUCAAAAUCAAGGAUUCCUUACUGCAGCAGGGCUCUGGUUAUGGAGGGGGAAUGUAAUCUAACAGUUACAAAAAAUCAAUGCAAAAUAAUCAGAUAUUGUUAGUAACUGUUUCUCUUUGGUUUUGGUAUUUAGGAUUGAUUUUGGGGCUCAUGUUGAUAUGAGUCGCUCCUCUGAUCUGGAUAACAAAGGUUCCGUAUGGUUAUUGAUAAAGACACACUUAUUGAAUAUAUAUAUAUGAUAAAAAUUAUGAAGCGUACAUGUAGUUCAUAAAUAAACACCACUUGCCUGUUAUAAACAUUCAAUUGUCACAUUACCAAAGUAACAUGUGAUCCAUUGAAUAGUCUAAUGUUUUGCUUUGUCGGUUCCAAUAUGCAUGAUGAUUUAUCGCCACAGGUAAGUUGGUGUUUUGUGCAAUAUGUACAUACACUAAAUGGUAUAUGAAUAUUUUGAUAACGAUGUGUAUUGUCCAAUAUGGAGUCGUGUGAGCCCUGUACAAAAUGUAUGGGAAUGAUUGCAUUCAGCAAUCAAUCGGUUAAGCAUUGUUCAUCACAAAACAUAAUUUUGUGAAAUCUGUCCACGUACAUGUACGUAUGUUACAAUAUUUUAUAUAAUUAUGCUUAUGUACAUGUAACAUGUGCCUAAUCGUUGAUGAAAAGUCAAGUGUGUAGAAUCAUUUAUACAUCUUGAUAUACUUUGGUGUUAGACGCAAAGGUUUUCAAACCAUGCCUUUAAGACAAUCGUGAUGAAACGCCUCGACAAUUCACUUGUACAUUUAUAUACUUAUUGUUUAUGAUUGUGAAUGUUUUCACAUGAUCACAUAUUUUGAUUUUGUAGAUUAUUCGUUGCAUUAUUGACCAAAGGCAAUCAUUCAUGUAUUUUAUUCAAAGAAUUGAAUGACGUUGUAGAUUUGUAUAGAAAAAAGAGAUUUAUAUAUUUUAGAAUGUGUUAUGGAUAUUUUCGCUUGAAGUGAUAUUUUAAUCUAGAGAUAGCAGUCAUAUGUAUUUGAUGUACACUGUAGAUAAUGUAAAAUGCAAACAAAUAUUUAUUACAUCACUAUCUUAUAAUCACAAUGAACAAAAGGGGAAAUCCCCAAUUAUGAACACAGGGAAAGCCCCUUAAUGAACAUAGGGAAAUCCCCUUAAUGAACAAGGAUUAGUAACAUUUGUUUUGGAGAGACUCCCCAAGUGAGAAACUGAUAAUUGUAAAUUUCAUUUUUUUUUUAAUUCGCAUUGCCAAUGCAGUAAGAUUAAUCAAGUGCUGCUUUAUGUUAUGUAUAUGCAGGUACAAGAUGUGUAGAAAAAAAAUGAUCUUAAAUCGGCUUCUGUACUAAGUAAAAAGAAAUUCAUGGUUGUGGCCAUACAUAUACAUGUACAUGUAUAGUUAAUGGCACAGACUACAAGUUUUCACAUUAGCAAGUCUUUUAAUAUGUAAAGUAAAACACCAAAAGAUGUUGCCAGGUCUGUCGAACCUGCAAGCAUUAUGUUGCUAAUAAAUGAGUAUAUUAACACAAUAUGUCCUUCAGAUGUGAAUAUGGUGCAUGUACUUAAAUGGACUCUUACAUGUUUUAUUCUAUCCAUGAUUUCUUUUACAUGUAUCUUGUAUAUUGUGUGUAGAAAAAAAAAAGUAUUCGUAAAUAUAUAAAAUAUAGUUGUGUUAUUGAAACACUGUAUCACAAAUUUGUCUUGUAAAAUAUGCACUUUAGCCAACAGUGCCCAUGUAUCUGAAUUCACAUGUCAAUUACGUCAUAAUAAUACAAGGGUUGCAUUGAAGUCCAUUUCAGAUCACCUUUUCAAUUGUUUACAUGUACAUUAUAAUUGUUUAAAAACCCUUUUUAUUAUCCAUUCGCAGUUUAAUUUAAUUGAAAAGGGACAUGCAAAUAUAUUUUGUAACUCAUGUAGGACUAUGACAUCAUUGGCAUCUUGAUAAGUAUGUAUAUAUGAACCACGCUCUGUUUCAUCCUAAUGAAUUAAACUAAACUGUCAGUCCGCACUUCUGUGUACUGCAUUUUAUCUACCUACAUGUAGUAUUAAAAAUUCAUUGAAAAAUGGUAAUACCAAAGAAUUCAGUUAAAUGUAUUUAAUUGACUGAUGUAAUCUUUCCUCUCCCAUUUUGAUGAUGAAAUUGAUCCAUUGCACAAUUUGCUUCCUCCAGGAUUAAAAUAGUUCAAAUUUAAUAAUAAUGAAAAAGGGUAUCUAUUUCGCUAGGAAAGCGUGUUUAGGGUCAAAUUUGUGAGGAUAUAUAUAAAAAGUAUUUCAAAGCAUGUACUUUUUUCCCUAAACAGUCAACACUGGUACCCCUCCCCCCCCCCCCCGAGUUUUGAUAUAAAUUCCUCUCCCCAGGUGCAUGUCACUAUUCCAUUUCUUUAACAGGUUGUUACAGAUAUUAAUGCAAGUGACCCAAAGCAUGGCUAAAAUACAGGCGUUAUUGGGUAAAUUUCAAGAUAUUUACAUCAGAAUUGAAUAGAACAUCUGCAUAUGUAUUUUGUCUUAUUUAUGUAAAACACCUCAAGUGUGGAAUAGGCUUAAAAUUGCAGGAUAUGAAAUCUUUUGCCAGUGGCUUAUCAUUAUGCAAUUACAAGAUACAUGUAUGUAAAGUAAAGUGCACAAACAGCGGUUUUGAAUGAAAAAUAAAAGCAUUACCUUUGGGGGAAAUAUGUGUAGAAAGGCUACUGUUGAGGAUGAAAGAAGGAAACUGGGUGCUUAAGUUUUGAAACAAAGAAGGAAGUGGUUAUUGUACAUGUAUUAUCAAAAAGGCUGUUAAAACCUUUCAUCUUCAUAUAUACAAGUAUCUUUAUUUAUUACGUGUAGGACAGCUCAGCAAUAUUUCCGAGAUAUGACUUAAGUGGGGCAACCUUAUUUAGCAGCCUUGAAAGUGUCCUAUUCAGAAAUUAGGAGGAUAGAUUUACGCAAUAUAAAAUUGCCACCAUUGUCGUAGUUCCACAAUACAGAUUUUUUCUCAGCAGUCUUCAAAAUAUUCCAAUUUGGAGGUACGAGGUUUCGACAGCCCACUGACAAUAUUUGUUCAGCUUUCCAUUUAUAGAGAGACUGGUUUUCAAAGAAAAACAAAGUGUGAAGUGAAACCAAAAACUAUUGCAUCGAAAGUAGUUUGUUGAGAAAUGGAAACAAGAUGCUUCCAAAAGUGCUUUGAAAAGAUCUUGCGUUUCUGUGGGUAUUUAAAAUUGGAAAUGGGUUAGAAUUACUCUCUUUCUAAUUCUCUCUCUGUUUUUUUUUCCAUUUUUUAUUUGAGUCAACUGAUUCUUAAAAGUGCAUACAAAAAUAUAGAUUUCUUUUUUCACUCUAUUAAAUGGAGAUGUACUUUUUGGCUCAAGGUUCUCCACAUCUUGAUAAAAAAACUUUGCAAUUAAAUUUUGCUGUCUGGCAAUGGAAUACAUGUGUCAAGCAUAAAAUCAUGCAGAUGCUAUGACAAUAUAGGUGUAACCCACAAUAUGAUGGCUUAAACUUGAUGUUGACAUUUUCACUAAGUUUGACUAAUCAAGCUAUGAUAGCUUGUCAAAAUUGAUCAACAACAACCAUAAGAAGAAAGAAAUGAGAGAGGACAAGGUUUAAUUUUGGCGUUCACUCAAGCAUGACGGAGUACAUACAGUGCAAAUCUGGUAAAUUUUCCAGUCUGGAAAGAAAUAAUUCACUUUAACCUUGGAACUUCAAAUGUUGACAGUAUAGAGAAGAAAAAUUACUUUUCUCGUAUGCUAACUUUCAUUUUUGAAGAGCAGAUUACUUAUUUUAAAUGGGAAGAAUUACAUGAAUUCGAACCAUUUAUAUUCGCUCUUCUACAUGUUGAGAAAACCCACGCACGUACACGUAUAUGUUGGUAAUGAAAUCGCUUGUUUAGU